AAUGUAGAGAGAAGAAAAAUGGAGGAAAGGAUCCACGUCCAAAUUAUCGUGUGGUCUCGUGAGUCGUAUCGGUCUCUUUAUCUCAUGAGUCAACACAAUGAUAAUGAAUCAUUGAAAAGAACGACGAAACGCAACACAACAUAACUUGAUACGACAUUUCUAAUCGGCAGUUCCUACUUUUCUUCUUCAUUCUUCCUCUUCAGCCACCAUUAUCACCACAAACACGAUCAGCACCAAAACGCCUUUCCUUUAUCCUCAUCCUCAUCCUCAUCCAUUUCUAAACUCUAAAUUCACUAUCCACAGUCACACUUUUUUCUUUUUAAGAAGCAAAAGUUUAUUAUUUUAAUCAUUAUUUUGUUAAAAUUUAAAAAGAGGGAAAGUGAAGACUUGUUCGUUUUCUCUGUGACCCCCCUUUUUUUUUUCUCUGCUUUGAAUUCAGAAAGAAAAAAAAAGUGAGGGAAGAUGGAAAUGAUGCUUUCUCGGUUACCUUACCAGGAUUCCGUCAAAAUUCUCGAGGCUGAUAUUCACCAUGCCAAUGCUUUGGCUGCUGCAAUUCCAAGAGGCAAGGGUGGGAGUAUUUUCCAAAUGAAAUUGGUUUACAGUCAAUUGGCACCUCUUUUUUUGUUGUUGUUACAGUGGAUGGAUUGUUCUUGUUCAUGCUUUCUACACAGAUAUCUUAACCUCUUUCACAUAAUUAUUUACAAGGUACAUAAUGAUGGUAGGCCAAGCAUAGCUUCUCAUGGAAGAAAAGCAACCAUCCAGGACUUUUAUGCUGUUAUAUUGCCGUCUCUCCAGCGGCUUCAUGGUAGCUUGGAGAAAUUGGAGAUUUGUAAGAAAGGGCACACUAACUUAGAAGGUUCAAGUUAUAGCAAGAAGAUGAUUGAAGCAAAUGCGAAACUAACCAGUGUUGAUUUGGAAAGAGAAGAUGAAUGUGGGAUAUGCUUAGAACCAUGCACUAAAAUGGUUCUGCCUAAUUGCUGUCAUGCUAUGUGUAUCAAAUGCUACCGCAAGUGGAACACAAGGUCAGAGUCUUGUCCGUUUUGCCGCGGUAGCAUAAGAAGAGUUAAUUCAGAGGAUCUUUGGGUACUCACUUGUAAUGAAGAUGUAGUUGAUGCUGAAACAGUUUCCAAAGAGGACUUAUUGCGUUUCUACCUUUAUAUCAACAGUUUACCUAUAGAUUACCCAGAAGCACUUUUCUUAAUGUAUUAUGAAUACCUGAUUUGAUUAUUUUUUCAAUUGAGCAAUGAGAAAAAUGUAUAGAUUGGGAAAUCCAGACUGCAAAUGUGAAUAGAGCCUGGCAAGAAAUUUCUCUAAUUGCGUCAGGUACGGCUCUGCUAAGAUAAAUAUGAAAUUAACUUUGAAGCCUUUGUUUGAGUUCUAGUAGUAUAAGUUUUCUAAGAUA
Messenger RNA from Cicer arietinum (chickpea), 1402 nucleotides. RefSeq names its product E3 ubiquitin-protein ligase AIRP2-like. Lineage: Eukaryota; Viridiplantae; Streptophyta; Magnoliopsida; Fabales; Fabaceae. The record is from RefSeq and is a predicted model, not a curated record. Gene Ontology annotation, biological process: protein ubiquitination. Gene Ontology annotation, molecular function: ubiquitin protein ligase activity.